AUGUUUUUCACAUCGAACGUUUGCAACGAUCCAUUAGAGACAAAUCGAUAUGUGCGCUAUAUUGAUGAAUUUUGGUUGAGUGAUUCGUAUUGUUCAAGACAUUUUCUUGUUGGAUUGUUAUUCCAAGAGUUGCUUGCAUCGUUACGUGAGCCUCGAGACUACAGACGUCGCAGCAUUGCGUUACUCAGAAAUCUACUCGCUAAGCAUGCGGCUGAUAAGCGAUACUCAAAUGCUGAAGCGCAAACUCGCAUAUCGGUUCUGUAUGCACCGUUACUUCCGUUCGUUGUCGACAAUCUUUAUGAAUUGGAAGUUACUGUGAAAGCAGUCGAUCGUUCACCACAACGUUCACCUACGCGAGAUAUUUCUCCUGCUAACACAGUCGCGGUUCGCAAGCAUCGUUCAGUGUCAUCCGAAUGGCGUAGUGCAUCGCUCACUUCAGCAUCACAGCGUCUCCCAUCGCUAGCCGGUGAAUCGCUCAAAAUACCCCAAAGCCAUCCUCCCGUAUUACCUCCACCCCCACCUCCGCCUCCUAACUCCUUACCCAAUAUGAACACGGCCAAUAUUGCUGCUCUUACUGAAAAGCUUGACAAGAACGAAUGCCGUGAUUUGAUGUUAUGUACCUUAUACGUGUUAUCGAAAAUACCUCGUGACGUUUUACGUGCUAUUUGGUUGCAAAAUGAUAGUAUUGCUCAGUGUUCUGUUCUCAGUUUCAUACGACUUUUAGAGGUCGCACUUGAAUUGUUCAAGUAUCGUGGCAAACAAGAUGCAUUCCAGCGGACUUCCAAUAAAAUUCGUGGUACACGCCGUACGAUGGUGAUAACGACAACAUCGGGCUCAACAAAUGCUUCGUGCUCAACAACCAUCGAAAGUCAUGCCUCAACGUCCAGUGGUGUUUCAUCAAUGGGCACCGGUGUCUACCUUAACAAUUCACGUUUUAUUCGCUCAUUCACGUUUUUCAUAACACUCACUAAUCAUUCACAUCCACCCGGCCUAUCAAACGCUCAGUUGCCAUCACUGAGUGUGUGUGAUGAUAAGGACGAUACAACAACGCCUUUCAGUGUACUGCAAGAGUCGAACUUGACUCAAGAAGUUGCUCUUAUUGUCUUAGAAACUUUGCAAACACUUGCUCAACAUAUUGCGGUUACUACAUCUCGAAAUAACCUUGCUCGAUUCUCAUUGGCCUGA
Anisakis simplex (herring worm) is the source of this 1185-nucleotide messenger RNA. Lineage: Eukaryota; Metazoa; Nematoda; Chromadorea; Rhabditida; Anisakidae. The record is from the annotation of a GenBank genome assembly.